ACUGUAUUAAUGUCUCACAACGAAUCUAUCUUUGAUUUGUACGAUAUAAAGAUGCAGGGUUUCGAAUUGUACGCAGCUACAUGCUGGUUCAUCACCAUCUUCUUCUUCACCCUGAUCGGAGAUGCCAUCAUCCUUGUUGCUUCAAUCAAAUACAACGCAUUCAAACUUCAUGAUGGCGUAGUUGUAUUCAUACAGCAUAUUGCUGUUUGUGACCUGUUAAUGGCUGUCACUUGCAUUCUCCCCCAAAUAGUGUCACUUGUCGCCAACAGGUGGGUUUUGGGGACUGUCGUUCUCUACAUCAAUGUCUAUGGUCCUCGUUUAGGAUUUCCAGCUGGAUUAUACCUACUCUGUGGGAUGACAACAACGAAAUUGUUUCUUCUGAGAAAUCCCUUGAAAUCAAGGUCUAUAUCAAGAAAGCACAUCCACAUACUGUGUACCGCUAUUUGGGGGUUUGCCUGCUACUUUCCAGCUACACUGAUGCUCGUUGAUAAAGAUGACGUCUACUUCGACUUCAGAAUAUACACCUGUGUUUAUGCAUACUCAACUGAUAAGAAAAAGUGGAAACUAUUAAAACCUUUGGUUCUUGGACUGCUGUCGAUCAUUCCAACAAUCAUAAUAGUUUUAGCAUCUGUCCUUCUGGUAAAAUAUCUGAUCGAGGCAAGGAAACUCUCCAGUAAAUGCAACGGAAGCCUCCAAUGGAAAGGUAUUGCGACUGUUUUGUUCACAGCGACAGUUUUUAUAAUCUCAUCAGCUCCGUUAACUGUCUUUAAUCUUACCGAAUCUUACGUGGAGCUAGAAUACCAUUCCUUUCAUGUGCAUUUCUACAGGACAGCCUACUCUUUCAUGUAUUUCACUGUUGCUACUAACAUUUUUAUUUACUAUUUCACCGUACCAAGCUUUCAAGAAUUCUUGAAGUCGAGGAUCAAAACCACCUCCUCUCAAAACACAGAAAUAUCGACAAACAGUGAAGCUAGUCUAAGAAACAAGAAAACAAAUACAGCCAUCUCGCGGGUGCAACUAAAUUCCUUAAGUUCAAUGAAGAGCACACAAGAUUAUGGGACAAAUUUAAAGAGGGCAAACACGCAAUAGA
Bolinopsis microptera is the source of this 1090-nucleotide messenger RNA. Its product is annotated as cysteinyl leukotriene receptor 2-like. NCBI's taxonomy places the organism in Eukaryota, Metazoa, Ctenophora, Tentaculata, Lobata, Bolinopsidae. Gene Ontology annotation, molecular function: neuropeptide receptor activity. Gene Ontology annotation, biological process: neuropeptide signaling pathway. The transcript has 2 exons. Bases 10 to 1089 code for a protein of 359 amino acids. The record is from RefSeq and is a predicted model, not a curated record. Gene Ontology annotation, cellular component: plasma membrane.